UCGUCCCCUCGUGCCUCUCGAUGUGACGUCAUCCCCCCCGGUGCCUCUCGACGUGACGUCAUGUGUGUAAGCGGAAGCGGCAACUGUGGUGGUGGUGGGGGAGCGGCGCGUCUGCCGGCGCUUCUCUCUUGAGCUGGCAACUGGUGGAUGAACGCACUUGCUGAAGGCCUGAAAACGGGAAUUCAACUUGGUGCUGACCUUCACAUCAAGGCAUUGGCGGAUGCACGCAGUUGACAUGUAAAUAAGCCCCGGAAUCGCUCGCAAUGUCCUGCUAUAGGACGGGCACGGGGAGAAUGGAGGCAAUGGAAGACGGCAUGGGGCUCACGGAGCUGGGCCCCGUCGGAGUGGGAGACCCCAGUACGGAGGGCACCUACGUGUGCCGCCUCUCCCCUCAUCUGGUGGAGGUGGCCAGGCAGGAGCUGCAGGAGAAGCCCGAAUGGCGCCUCCGGGACAUUCAGGCCUUGCGUGAUAUGCUCAAGGAACAUCCAGAGAUUCCUGCCCCCACCGAUGACGGGUUUCUCCUUCGUUUUCUCCGAGCUCGCAAGUUCGACUAUGACAAGGCCUUGCUUCUCAUCGACAACUACUAUAAGUGUCGGCGCGUUUGGCCGGACGUGUUCGUCAACUUCUACCCGUCGAGCGUGCGCCACGUCUUGGAAGCUGGCGUGGUGACGGCGCUGCCACAGCCGGACGCGCAGGGCCGGAGGAUCAUCGUCCUGCGGCCUGGUUUGUGGAACCCGGCGGUGGCGCCGGCCACGGACAUGCUGCGCGUGCUCUACAUGACCCUGGAGAUGCUGGUGCGCCAGGAGGAGACGCAGGUGUGCGGCCUGGUGGUGCUGGCCGACUAUGCCGGCCUGGGCCUGGCCCACGCCUCGCACCUGGGGCCCGCGUUCGUGCGCCGCGUCGCCACCGUGCUGCAGGAUGCGUUUCCCGUGAGGGUGAAAGCCGUCAACAUUUUCAAUGAACCGAUCAUCAUGAAAGCCAUCUUUGCCAUUGUGAAGCCCUUCUUGAAGGAAAAACUCCAGAAGAGGUACUACUUCCACGGCUCUGACCUGAGCUCGCUGCACAGGAGCCUGCCCCCAGGUGUCCUGCCCAACGAGUAUGGAGGGGCGGCUGGGUCCCUGGACGCCCAGCGCUGGGCUCUCACCCUGCUGGACUGGGAGCCGUUCUUCCUGCGCGAGUUUGGGGGACCCGUGGCAAUUGCACCGACGCCGGCGCUCGGGACCGAGGGACAGCAGCUUCAGAUUGGGACAAGCAGGGCCGCUUCGCAAUACAGCGACGAAGCUGAAGAGGCUUCCGCCAAACUCUAAACAUGGCGUGCCGUUAAGCUUGGGGCGUCCCACUUAAUGCAUUAUACGCAAGCAAGCAAGCAAAUGUUGUUUGGCACUGACAUUCGUGGCCUACCGCGGGGGCCAGUGGGUGACCUGGGAACUUUAAGUUGUGCCCGUGUUGGAGGAGCAAUAAGCCAGCAUUGUUGAGAUGGUAAAUAAUUGCAGCGAAAGUUAAAACUACUUUCCCAUGUGUGGCAAGCCAAUGCCCUCAAUCGCCAAUUAGCACAAUCAUUCAACGCUUGUUUGCUCCACACCAUGACCAUCUCACAGUUACAUUUUUAGAUCUGGUUGGCAAAGGCACUGAGAAAAUCAUUAGUAAUUGCACAGCGGUACCCCCUUCUCAUUUAACAUCCUAAUGAACAACUAUUGUCUUUUUCAGCCAUUGGAAUGUUAUUGGCUGGGAGGAAUUUUUAAUAGUUUUAUAGGCCUGAGGUUGGAGUUGGAGAGUUUCUUUUACCAGGUAAAUACUUGGAGCCACCAUGGGCUCGUUUACAAGGUGGACCUAGUCAAGAUUGCCAUAAAAGUUCGUGCCUGGUGUCGUGAGUCUUUGUAAGCAUAGAGCAAGAACUGUUGUCCAUAUGAUGGCAUCCUUUACGGCACGAAGCAGCAGUGAGCAACUGGCUUCAUAUUAUUUCUGGAACAUGUAAAAUCAGUUGUGUGACUAUGGCUAUAUUCCCGAUGCACCAUUCUAUUGCUACAAUAAUAGCCAUGUAAAGCUUGAUGUGGUCAAGGGCGUAGGCAACAUUCUUAAUGUGGAACAUACACAUCAUUGUGGAUGCUGUGUUUUCACUGUUACGAGUGGUUUAUAUGUAUAUAGCAUGUUAUUUUGUAAAUGUUGACAAGGUUUCUUGUACAUACGAUAAAACGGCACUAGAUUUAUUUGCAGCCUGCCAAUGUCAACUAGAGGUAUGUGAAAUGCAGAGAAAGAUGCAAUAAUACAUUUCAUUUAAAAAAAAUGGCUUGUAUGAGUUCUCAAGUUUGAAAUUCAAUUGCCUUAGUGGUAGCAUUCUAGGAUACAUAACAAGUGAUGCAUUUAAGUUAAGUGUUAAUGGUCAUAACCGAUCCACAGAAUUGUUUACUCACUAAAAAUAUCUGCCUCGUAAGCAUUUGUUAACACUUGAGAUUCCAUUGCUCCGUAUAGCCAAGGUCUUAAUUAGCUAGAACCUGGAAAAAAUACAAAAUUACUUGCCUUUGCAUCUGCAUAUUUACAGAUUUUUUUCGGUGUUGAUAAAUCCUUUUUUCAUUUUACAAUAGCCCAGUGUCCUGUAUAGUUGGACAUUUAUAUGGGAAAAUGUUGCUUCUUAAGUAUGCGUUUCAAUCGAGGAUCAUUGUUAAAUCGACCAAAUAUGGUCAACGACUUGACUUGCACCUCACAUGAACAGUCAUAAGAAUGUAAGUUUUUUUACAGGAGCGGGCUAAGCAAUAUUGUUCAUUUGAAUUGAAUGUAAUUUCAAUGUUUACUCAUGUAUAUACUCGCACAUAUAUCUUGCUGUAUAAUGUUCAAACUUAUGGCCAUAAUAUUUAAAAGCAAAUUCAUGCUUUUAUUCAGUUGAGUUCUCUAUAUUUUAACCAACUGGACAGGAUAGUCUUGGAUGUGAAAGCCUUAGCUAUUUUACCAACGUGUAACAAAAUGUGUAAUUCUAAACAUCUGCCAUCCACUGCCAAAUAUAAUUAUCAGCUCAUUGGGCGGUGACGUGGCCCUGUG
Petromyzon marinus (sea lamprey) is the source of this 3033-nucleotide messenger RNA. RefSeq names its product alpha-tocopherol transfer protein-like. The record is from RefSeq and is a predicted model, not a curated record. Gene Ontology annotation, cellular component: membrane. Gene Ontology annotation, molecular function: phosphatidylinositol bisphosphate binding. Lineage: Eukaryota; Metazoa; Chordata; Hyperoartia; Petromyzontiformes; Petromyzontidae.